AUGACGCUGCUUUACGCGACAGACCAUGGUGUAAAUUGCCGUGUAUCUAAUGCUGAAUCUCUGAAUGAUCCUCAUGCGAGAACCGAGAGCAAUGGAACUUCUGUCAAUGGCAAGCCUAUGACAGAAAAAGCUGUACAAGUUCCUAUAGCCAUCUGUGGCAUGUCCGUACGCCUCCCCGGAGGCCUGCACUCACCACAAGAGCUCUGGGACUUCCUAAUAUCCAAGGGUGAUGCCCGUGGCCCAGUACCAGAGUCCAGAUACAAGGCUUCCGCACAUUAUUCCGAGAGGGAGAAGCCGAGUACAGUUGGAAGCGAUUGCGGAUACUUCCUGGAUGAGAGUAUCGACAUUUCGGCCAUCGACACAUCGUUCUUCAACAUGGGGAAAGCAGAAGUUGAGCGGGCAGACCCCCAGCAGCGGCAAAUGUUGGAAGUGGCCCGGGAGUGCAUAGAAGACGCUGGCGAAACUAAUUGGAAAGGUCAACAGAUCGGUUGCUAUGUUGGUAGCUUUGGUGAAGAUUGGGUUGAAUUGUUCGCCAAAGACAACCAACAGCACGGUUCGUACCGUGUGCCUGGCUACGGCGAUUUUAUGCUGGCAAACCGCGUGUCCUAUGAGAUGGAUUUGAUGGGCCCCAGCAUGGUCAUCCGUACUGGUUGCUCUGCAGCUCUUGUUGCCGUGCACGAAGCGUGUAUGGCGAUCUCUCGCGGGGACUGCCAGGGAGCCAUUGUUGGCGGGGUCAACCUAAUAAUGGCCCCGGGAAUGAGUGCUGCCAUGUCAGAGCAAGGGGUUCUUUCACCUGAUGGAUCUUGUAAGACGUUCUCCGCCGAUGCAAAUGGGUAUGCACGCGGAGAGGCAGUUUCUGCCAUCUUCAUCAAGCGGCUGUCUGACGCUGUCCGCGAUGGGAACCCUGUUCGAGCUGUUAUCCGUGGUUCAGCAACCAACAGUGAUGGGAGGGGAACCGCCGCUGGCAUCUAUGUUCCCAAUGACAUCGCCCAAGAAGCUUUGAUUAGACGCACCUAUGAAAUAGCCGGUAUCUCGGACUUGUCUGAGACUGCAUUUGUCGAGUGCCACGGGACAGGGACACCAACUGGGGAUCCUAUCGAAGCCAAAGCUGUUGGCCGUGUUUUUGGUCCUACCGGUGGCAUACAAGUAGGGUCUGUGAAACCUAAUCUCGGCCACUCCGAAGGUGCUUCGGGUCUGACUUCACUUAUCAAGACGGUGAUGAGCCUGGAACACCGCAUUAUCCCUCCAAACAUCAAGUUCAACGAACCUAACCCGGAUAUUCCGUGGAAUACUUCUGGAUUGGCAGUUCCAACGGAGCCAAUGCCAUGGCCUAAGAAUUGGAAGGAGCGUAUUAGUGUUAACUCCUUUGGCAUCGGAGGCACUAAUGCUCACGUUGUUCUCGAUUCGGCUCUUAGCUAUGGAAUAACACCUGUUCCCAAGCAGCCGAUGGCGUCCCCGCAACUGUUGGUCUAUUCAGCUAACACUGCAGCAUCACUGAACAAAAUGACUUCAGCGUACAAGGCCUGGGCUGAACAGAGUCCGGAUAGAGUCAAUGAUCUGGCGUUCACUCUGGGUAACAAGAGAGAGCACUUACUUUAUCGGGCAUUUGCCGUAGCAAGCCUGGCAGGCUCUUUGACUACGUCGCCACACUCAAAAGCCGGGAGACCACCCAAUGUUGUUAUGGUGUUCACUGGUCAAGGCGCCCAGUGGCCACAGAUGGGACAUUGCCUACUCCUGAGUUCAGCCUUUCCUACCUUCAGGAAGUCAAUCCAAUCACUCGACGCCCACUUGCAAACUCUCAACGAUGCACCUGAAUGGACCAUCGAAGACGAGCUCCAAAAGCCGGUCCAGUCUAGCAGGUUGGCUGCAGCUAGCAUCUGCCAGCCUCUCUGCACGGCCAUUCAAGUUGCAUUAGUUGAUACUCUCACCUCGAUUGGAGUUCAUCCUACUGCUGUCGUGGGCCACUCAAGCGGAGAGAUCGCUGCUGCGUAUGCCACUGGGGCUAUCACAGCUUAUGAGGCAAUCAUCAUUGCUUUCUAUCGUGGCCAGGCCACCAGGUUGCAAUCCAAGGCUGGAUCAAUGGCGGCUGUAGGCAUGAGCUCUAAGGAUGUCCAACAGUAUCUCGAGCCAGAAGUAACUGUUGCUUGCGAAAACUCGAUGGAGAAUGUCACUCUUGCUGGCGAUGCCGAAGCGCUAAGACUAGUUGCUCGCAGAGUCAAGGAGGCCCAGCCUGACGUCCUCGUAAAACUGCUGCAAGUCGACAUGGCAUACCACUCCCACCAAAUGGUUGAAAUUGGGGGCCGUUAUCACGCUAUGAUUGAAAAGAUGGUGUCCGCUACAUGCCCCAAGAAGCUGUUCUUCAGCAGUGUAACGGGUAAGCAGGCUUCUUUGGACUGCUGUGGCCUCGGCCCCAAGUACUGGCAAAAAAACCUCGAGUCUCCCGUGCUGUUUCACUCAGCUGUCUCAUCAAUUAUGCAGCACGACAUUGCUGGCAACAUGGUUCUUCUUGAAAUUGGACCUCACUCAGCACUUGCAGGGUCGUUGCGCAAGACCCAGACGCAAUAUUCGAACACUUCCCCCUAUGUGUCAGCACUUGUGCGCUACCGGAAUGAUGUGGAGUCACUACUGACAGCCAUUGGAACACUGCACAGUUUGAAUGUGCCCGUGGAUCUCAGCAAAGUUAUCCCCAAGGGCUCGGUUUUACCUGAUCUACCUAGAUACCCAUGGGACCGCUCCCAGAAGUUCUGGUAUGAGUCUCGACUGAGUAAGGAGUGGCGACACCGCGAACACGGACAUCACGAUCUUCUUGGUGUCCGUGUUGCCGACAGUACAGACUUUAACGUACUUUUUCGGAACGUCUUUCACUUGGAUAAUGUACCAUGGAUCCGUGAUCACAAAGUCGGUGAAGACAUUGUCUUCCCUUUCGCCGGAUACGCUGGUAUGAUCGGUGAAGCUGUUCGUCAAUUGACGGGGUUGACCAAGGCAUUCAUUCUGCGUAAAGUUAUCAUUAGCACCGCUCUCGUGCUACCUGAAGGUCGUCCUGUUGAAAUCACCACAUCGAUGCGUCCCCAGUACUUGACGGACUCUCUCGAAAGCGAGUGGUGGGAAUUCACCAUUGCAUCCCAUAACGGAACUACUUGGACGAAGCAUUGCUCUGGACAAGUUAAAGCCGAAAGCAAACCCCCGGGGAAUGCAGAAAGGAAUGGCCCAUUAGUUCGUCAUAUCACCACCCGCCGUUGUUAUGAAUCUAUGGCCAAGUCGGGUCUCAACUUCGGGCCCACGUUCCAACGUCUUGACAAUAUCCGGUCCGACACUGUCGAGACGAAGGCAACAUCAGAAGUUGUUGCCAAGGAACAUGACGGCAAGGACUGUCAUAUGCAUCCGACUACAAUUGAUGCCUCGCUGCAGUUACUCAGUGUAGCGGCAUCCAAGGGUUUCGUUAAUAGCACCAGUAAAUUGAUGGUCCCCACCAAGAUUGAAGAAAUGUGGAUUAGCCGGUGCUCCGAAGAUGUUCAAGUCACAGCUUCCGCAUCCUACACAUUCAAUGGAAGAAACAUUGUUGGUGGUGCGCAGUGUAUUUCCACAGAUGGGGAGCUUGUUUUGCGCAGCUCCGGGGUCAGGCUCUCGGACCUUGAUAACGGGGGCUUUGAAAAGCUUGGAGAGGCCACCGCGCGCGCGGAAUGGGGUCCUGGUAUCGACUUUCUAGAUGCUAACACCCUGAUUAAGCCAUCUGUUGACCGCAGUAUCCACAUGCCGGUGUUGGACGACCUGGCUAACCUGUGCAUGGUUCAUACAAAGAGAUGCAUUGCAGGAAUACAUACCUCAAUGGACCACAUGCACAAGUAUAGAUCGUGGAUCGAUAAGCAGUGCCAUAGACACGAGCUCCAGGAUCUUGACAGAUUUGAUAACGCGGCCAUCGAUUCACAAAUCAAUUCUAUUGUCAAAGAUUUGUCUCAAACACCAGCUGUGGAUGCUGCCGUGGCAAUCCACAAAGUCUACACCAACACAAAACGUAUGUUCACUGGUGAGGUUCAGGCGUUGGAUGUUCUCCUAAAGGACGAUACGUUGGCCAAUCUAUACACUUAUGCAGACGAGUGCGACGAGUCUGAAUUUUUCAAGCAUCUCAGUCAUAGCAAGCCCAACCUGCGUGUGCUCGAAGUUGGAGCUGGAACAGGUGGCUCCACUGCCAAUAUUCUAAAGUUGCUAACACUCGGUGGUCGACGUCGUUAUUCCAAGUACGUCUUCAGUGACAUCUCAACUGGGUUCUUUGUCGCUGCCAGGAACCGCUUUAGUGAUUAUCCGAACAUGGAGUAUCGUCCUCUUGAUAUCAGUAAGGAUCCAUCUGAGCAAGGGUUCGAUGGCCAGAAGUUCGACCUUAUAUUGGCGACGAAUGUCAUUCACGCCACUAAGACUCUAAAUGGGUCUCUAUCCAACGUUCUAAAGCUACUGUCUCCCGAUGGUCGGCUGUUGCUCCAUGAGCUUACUCCAGCGUCCAAGUGGAUCAAUUAUAUCUGGGGCACGCUACCUGGAUGGUGGUAUGGGGAAGAUGACGGCCGGCUUGAUGAGCCCUACGUUAGUGUCGAACGGUGGACGAAAGAGCUAACAGCCGCUGGAUUCUGCGUCCCUGAUGCCGCUGUCCCUGAUUCACCAGCUCCAUAUCAGCUCAACACUAUUAUUUUGGCCGGACCGGCAGUCAUAAAUCCUCCCAAGAAAAGGAUUACCCUUCUUACCCUACGCGAGUCCAAGAGUAUGCACUCUGUUGUCCACGUUCUGGAGAACAGAGGAUAUGCCAUUGAUCUUCGGGGGCUGCAGGGGGGGUUACCAAUCGGUCAAGAUGUGAUUGCGUUGCUUGACGACGGUGGACCCUUCUUUGAAAACAUUGAUGAUGAGCGGUUUAAGGCCUUUCAGUCCUUGGUAGAUCAGCUCAAAGAAUGUGGGAUUCUCUGGAUUACUGGCCUUUCGCAAAUGCAAUGCCACAACCCAGGAUUUGGACAAGUCAACGGUAUUGCCCGUGCCAUACGUUCUGAAAUGCUGAUUGAUUUCGCCACUUGCGAAGUUGAUAAUGUCAGUUACUCUGCGGAAAAAAUCAUCGACGUGUUCGAGCAGUUCCAGAUGCGACAACGAUACGACGUACUUAAGCCUGAGUUUGAAUAUGCCAUUGUCAACAAUAUUGUCCACGUCCCACGCAUCCAUUCCUUCACGCUACAAGAUGAGCUUCAAGAGUCCGGGGCAAACUCGGGUAUUUUCCUGCAUACCAGCAAGCCUGGUCUCCUCCCUGCUUUACAUUGGGUGAACCAAGAGAUGGAACCUUUGAAAGAUCGAGAAGUAGAAGUUGAAGUAUACGCCACCGGACUUAACUUUAGAGAUGUUUUGGUGGCCAUGGGUAUUGUUGAAGGCCCGGCAAAUGACUUCGGCCACGAGGCGGCCGGAAUCAUCCGACGCACCGGCCCUAAUGCGACACAUCUCACGUUGGGCGACCGUGUUAUGCUUUUGUCGAACAGCGCAUUUGCUUCAACUCGAGUUGUGGCUGAGGACCUUUGUGUGAAAAUCCCAAGUGGGUUGAGCUUUGAAGACGCGGCCACCAUGCCCUGCGUGUAUGCCACAUCCAUAUAUUCCAUCUUCAAUGUCGGCAAUCUAAAGAAGGGCGAGUCUAUUCUCAUCCACAGCGCCUGUGGUGGUGUGGGCCUCGCUACAAUUCAGCUUGCUCAGAUGGUUGGUGCCGAUGUUUACACAACAGUUGGCAACGAAGAGAAGGUCAAGUACCUCAUGGAAACCUUUGGGUUGCCUCGGAACAGGAUAUUCAACUCUCGGAGUGAGUCGUUCGUGCAAGACGUCAUGCGAGAGACAGACAAUAGAGGUGUUGACUUGGCUCUGAACUCGCUGUCCGGCGAGUUGUUACAUGCUACGUGGAGAUGCAUUGCACCUUUUGGAAAGAUGGUCGAAAUUGGAAAGCGCGACAUUAUGGGAUCUGCAAAGCUCGAUAUGGGUCCGUUCUUGGCCAAUCGAAGCUAUUGUUGCGUUGACUUGGUCGAGUUAUGUCUCUGUAAACCGAGCAUUACAAAUGAGCUCCUCUUGAGAACCAUCCACCUACUCAAGGAGCGUUACAUACAUCCUAUUCGACCGAUCAAGGUUUUCGAUUCUGACCAUAUCGUAGACGCUUUCCGAUACAUGCAGCAAGGUGUCCACUUGGGGAAAAUUGUCGUAUCAAUGCGCAAGGAAUCCGGCCAGGCCAUUGUGAAUGAGAAUGUGGUGCAGCAAAAGAAGAUCACAAAGUUAAAUAAAGAGGGGGCAUAUCUGCUUGUCGGGGGUCUGGGAGGGUUGGGUCGCUCGAUCUCUACGUGGAUGGUUGAGCGAGGAGCCCGUCAUAUCAUUUACCUUUCGCGACGAGCAGGUGCCAGCAAAUUACACCGGGAUUUUGGUCAGGAGCUUGCCAGCAUGGGGUGCCGCGUCGACUUUGUGCAAGGAACGGUUUUAAACUUUGAUGACGUUUCUAGGGCUAUGAAGCAGGCUCAAGGCCGCCUCAGCGGCAUCUUGCAGAUGUCUAUGGCUCUUUGUGAUAAGAGCUUCCCUAGCAUGACAAAGGUUGAGUGGGAUGCUGCUGUUGAUCCCAAAGUGAAAGGAACAUGGAACCUCCACAAUGCUUCCCUCUCUAUCAAGGCGAACCUCGAUUUCUUCGUGUUGUUCAGUUCUCUUUCUGGUAUUAUUGGUCUGCCAGGUCAGACAAACUAUGCAAGCGCCAAUACCUUCAUGGACGCCUUUGUUCAGUUCCGCUUGAAUAUGGCACUUCCAGCCUGCGCCAUACAAAUUGGCCCAGUCGAAGAAGUGGGAUAUUUGGCUGAGAAUCAGUCCGUCAUGCAACGAUUCACCCACACGGGGGGGUUAGACAGCGCGGUUUCCGAGCAGGAGCUUCUUGGGGCUGUCGAGGCAGCCGUGAAUUCGACACAAAAGAGCUUCUAUCUUGGAGUCCGCUCUAACAUGUCCCUAAACAAUCCCGGAGAGCGUUCGCCGUGGAAGGGCGAUGUUCGAAUGGCGGCCUUCCAUAACGGAGAAGAAGCUUUUUCCACGCCAGAGUUUGGCUCUAGCAAUGAUCUACAGUCCUUCAUCACAAGGGCGAAGGCUGACACUGAUCUACUAGAUAAGAGUGAGUCGGCUCAUUUCCUUGCUCGGGAGAUUGGAAGGAAGAUUUGUAGCUUCUUGCUGAAGCCGGAAGAAGACCUGCAGACAAAUUGUUCCCUGUCUGAUCUCGGAAUGGAUUCUCUCGUUGCUAUUGAGGUAAGACAGUGGUGGAGGUCGGUUUUCGGGUUUGAUAUCAGUGUCCUUGAAAUGAUGGGAAUGGGGAACCUAGAUGGUCUUGGAGCGCACGCCGCCAAAGGUAUGCUCCACUUGUUCCGUGGAUUUGAGGCAUGA
This is a messenger RNA of Aspergillus versicolor CBS 583.65, 7407 nucleotides long. Its product is annotated as reducing polyketide synthase sphB. The record is from RefSeq and is a predicted model, not a curated record. NCBI's taxonomy places the organism in Eukaryota, Fungi, Ascomycota, Eurotiomycetes, Eurotiales, Aspergillaceae. Gene Ontology annotation, biological process: secondary metabolite biosynthetic process; fatty acid biosynthetic process. Bases 1 to 7407 code for a protein of 2468 amino acids. The transcript has 5 exons. Gene Ontology annotation, molecular function: fatty acid synthase activity; zinc ion binding; phosphopantetheine binding.